CUUAAGUGUUCUGAGCCUUGGAAAAAAAAUCAUUUGUUUCCCCCAUGUUCUGAGACUACAGAUAAUAGAAAAGGAGGAUUUGCAGACAGGAAUAUCAAAUCAAAUCUCACGUCUGACAGAGUCAACUGGUUGAUUGGGAUCUGAAGAUUUGUACAUCUGAAGGGAUUUAAUUGACCGUCUCAGCUGGAAACUGGUGAGGGGCCGUUCACCCGCUCCUCCUGUGUGAAGGGAUUGAUACAGUUGGUAAACAUGCUGACACGACAGCGAGCUCACAAUAGUGAGAGACUGUUCACCUGCUCUGUGUGUGGGAAGAAAUUCAUGUGUUCAUCCAACCUGCUGGCACACCAACUCGAUCACAUUGGUGAGAAGCCUCUUCAGUGCUCUGACUCUGGGAAAAGCUUUGAAACCUCUGAGGAACUGGUCCAACAGCAGCAAGUUCACACUGACGAGAGACUGUUCAGCUGCUCCCACUGUGGGAAGAGGUUCAGGCUGUCCUCCUGCCUCGCAGAGCACCAGCUCCUUCACACUCAUGAGAGGCCAUUCAGCUGCUCUCACUGUGGGGAGUCGUUCAGUGAGUCAGGGCAUCUCACUGAGCACCAGCAAGUUCACACCAAGGACAGGCCAUUCAGCUGCUUCCAGUGUGGGAAGGCAUUCACUCAGUUUUCAAGCUACACUAAGCACCAACUGGUUCACUCAGAUGAGAGACCUUUUAAAUGCUCUGAGUGUGAGAAAACCUUUAAAAGAAGCAUUGAUCUGCUGAGGCACCAGUGCAUUCACACUGGGGAGAGACCAUUCCCCUGCUCUGUGUGUGGAAAAAGAUUCAUUCAUUCUUUCCACCUUCUGACACAUAAGCGUGGUCACACUGGGGAGAGACCAUUCAUCUGCUCCGUGUGUGGGAAGGGUUUCAUUCGGUCAUCCAGCCUUCUGAUGCACCAACGGAUUCACACCGGAGAGAGACCAUUCACCUGCUCCAUAUGUGGCAAGGGAUUCACUCGUUCAAACCAACUUCUGAUACACAAGCGAAUUCAUACUGGAGAGAGACCGUUCACCUGCUCUGCGUGUGGGAAAAGAUUCACUCAGUCAGCCAACCUGCGGACACAUCAGUCGGUUCACACUGGGGAGAGGCCGUUCAUCUGCUCCGUGUGUGGCAAGAGUUUUUCUCGUUUGUCCUACCUUGAGGUACAUGAGCGAGUUCACACCGGUGUGAGGCCGUUCACCUGCUCCACGUGUGGGAAGAGAUUCGCUCAUUCAUCCCUUCUGGUGAGACACCAGCGCAGUCACACUGGAGAGAGGCCAUUCACCUGCUCUGUGUGUGGGAAGGGAUUCACUUGUUCAUCUUAUCUGGUGAGACACCAGCGCAUUCACACUAGGGAGAGGCCGUUCACCUGCUCCUUGUGUGGGAAGGGAUUCACUGAUUCAACCCACCUGCUGAGACACCACCGCAUUCAUAUGGGGUUGAGGCCGUUCUCCUGUUCUGUGUGUGAGAAGGGAUUCACUAAUUCAUCCAACCUGCUGAGACACCAACGCAUUCACACUGGGGAGAGGCCAUUCACCUGCUCCUUGUGUGAGAAGAGAUUUACUCGGUCAUCUGACCUGCUGAGACAUAAGCGAGUUCACAAGUUACCAGAAAAGUUGGAUUCAGUUGUUGAUGCUGAGAAUCACGUCCAGAACUGAACCUUUUCUCCUUUCUAACUCUAGAUUAUUUCAGUUCUCAUACCUUCAGUUAUUCUCAUGGACAAGUCCCAGCUCCCUGUGCCUCCUAGAGUGUCUCAACUUUUUACGAUUUACAUCAAUGACUUAGAUGAGCAUGGCAUUAACCUGAAGACUAAACUCAGACUCUCCCAGGCCAUUGUCCUUACCACCCUGCUAUAUGGAGCAGAAUCCUGGGUCUGCUAUCAGAGCCACAUCAAAGCUCUGGAAUGCUUCCACCAAAGACACCUGAGGUCCAUCAUGAGAAUUCGAUGGCAGGACAAAAUCACAAAACAAAGAGGUCUCCAUCGUGCUGGGCUCAACAGCACAGAGACCACCCUCCAGAAAAUUCCACUUGUUCCCCACAUGGAUGAUGACAGAAUUCCCAAGCAGAUCAUCAAUGGGGAACUCAGGGUAAACAACAUCAAGGUGGUCAGUAUAAAUGAUACAAGGACACGCUAAAAAAGAGCCUUACAAACUUGUGCAUUGCAGACCACCUCUCUGGGGAAAACACUGCAGCCGACCGGCCCAUGUGAAGGCAAACACUGAAAUUUGGUUCAGCAUGUUUCAAGGACCAUCUACACCAGACUUGCAACAUCUGAUGUGCCCAGAGGAAGACCAGAGGUGGAGCAGCUGCAGAAGUUCCCCCGGCACCAACAACAACAGCAUGAACUACCAGUUUUGUGGGUGUCCAUGUCGAUCCCAUAUUGGACUCUUCAGUCAAGAGAGGAGCCACAGAAAAUGAUGUAAUCAUUUACAGCUUGGACAUACUCGAACAGCGAGGUGUCUACCCCAACAUUAUCCCUGUUCU
Carcharodon carcharias (great white shark) is the source of this 2500-nucleotide messenger RNA. RefSeq names its product zinc finger protein 17-like. The coding region runs from base 250 to 1674 and encodes 474 amino acids. Gene Ontology annotation, molecular function: RNA polymerase II cis-regulatory region sequence-specific DNA binding; DNA-binding transcription factor activity, RNA polymerase II-specific. Lineage: Eukaryota; Metazoa; Chordata; Chondrichthyes; Lamniformes; Lamnidae. Gene Ontology annotation, biological process: regulation of transcription by RNA polymerase II. The transcript is spliced from 3 exons. Gene Ontology annotation, cellular component: nucleus. The record is from RefSeq and is a predicted model, not a curated record.